Phymastichus coffea is the source of this 2467-nucleotide messenger RNA. RefSeq names its product acyl-CoA Delta-9 desaturase-like. The transcript is spliced from 5 exons. Gene Ontology annotation, molecular function: stearoyl-CoA 9-desaturase activity; iron ion binding. Lineage: Eukaryota; Metazoa; Arthropoda; Insecta; Hymenoptera; Eulophidae. Gene Ontology annotation, cellular component: endoplasmic reticulum membrane. Gene Ontology annotation, biological process: unsaturated fatty acid biosynthetic process. The record is from RefSeq and is a predicted model, not a curated record. The coding region runs from base 28 to 1101 and encodes 357 amino acids.
CGCGCCUUUGUCGCUUGCAGGCUCGCAAUGGCGCCCAACAUAACGAGCGCGCCGACGAGCGCGCUGUUCGAGGACGAGAGCUUGGAGGAGCUGCGCGGCAAGCUGGCCAGGAAGGGCGACGCCCGCGAGGCGGCCGAGCAGUACAAGCUGCAGAUCGUCUGGAGGAACGUGAUCGUGUUCUCCCUCCUGCACGUCGGCGCAGUCUACGGGCUGUACCUCGCCGUGACCUCGGCCAAGAUCGCCACCACGCUCUUCGCCAUCCUGCUCUACCAAGCCAGCGGAUUCGGAAUAACGGCGGGGGCGCAUCGACUCUGGGCGCACAGGUCCUACAAGGCUACCUGGCAGCUGCGCACGCUGCUCUGCCUGCUCAACACGCUCGCCUUCCAGGAUUCAGCAAUAGACUGGUCGCGGGACCACCGUAUGCAUCACAAAUACAGCGAGACGGACGCCGAUCCGCACAACGCGACGCGCGGCUUCUUCUUCGCCCACAUUGGCUGGCUGCUCUGCCGUAAACAUCCGCAAAUCAAGGAAAAAGGCAAAGGCAUCGACAUGUCCGAUCUCAAGAGCGAUCCCAUUCUCGCAUUUCAAAAGAAGUAUUACUUGUAUUUGAUGCCGCUCACGUGCUUCGUUCUGCCGACCGUCAUACCCGUUUACCUGUGGAACGAGACAUGGCUAAACGCUUACUUCAUCCCCACGAUUUUGCGCUACACCUUUACCCUCAACAUGACCUGGCUCGUCAACUCGGCUGCCCACUUGUUCGGCAACAAACCUUACGACAAAUUCAUCAAUCCGGCGGAGAACCGGGCAGUGGCGAUCGGUGCUCUCGGCGAGGGUUGGCACAACUACCACCACGUGUUUCCGUGGGACUACAAGACAUCCGAGUUGGGCAACUACGCUUUCAACUUCACCACGGCGUUCAUCGACUUCUUCUCGAGAAUCGGUUGGGCCUACGACCUGAAAACUGUAUCCAUGGACAUGGUCCGGAAGCGCGUCGAGCGAACGGGCGACGGCACUCACGAGCUGUGGGGCUGGGGCGAUAAAGAUCAGUCGCAGAAGGAACGCGAGCAGGCCAUUAUCAUUAAUCCUUCCAAAAGCCACUAGCCGUUUCAUAUAUUACUGGAUAUGUAGAAUAUUGAAAGACGCGUUUACCGAGACUGAAUGGUCGCCAGUCCCCACCACCACUUACCCGCCCCUCUUACAUUCUUCAGACGUCGCGCGCUGCAAGCUUUUUCCUCUCCUUUCUCCCCUUUCCGCCGAACCAUGAGUUUACCGACAGUUUCGUUUGGCCUCCAGCAGGCUUUUUCAUACGUAUAAUGUAGAAGAACUGAUCUUUUUUCCUCUGACUCUUCCGUUUCGUCGGCUCGAGUAACUCCUCGCAAAAUAACAUUCUCCUCUGUGCGCGCGACAACUGGAGAACAGUCACUGAGUUCAACGCGUUUCUUUGUUUUACUAGAGAACAAUUAGUUUAUUAGCAUUUAAUUAAUUUUAUUGGACCGGAGAUUCUUUAGAACUGACCUUAUAAUGUAUAUGUCUUAUUUCGACGACUGAGACGUUGCUUAAUUUAGAAACACGUACUUUCGCAAAAAAAGAGCAAUCGACAGUAGAUUGAUACGCUAUUGUAUCCAGAUUAUCGAUUCCUCAUUUUUUCUACGAAAUCAUCUUUUUUACAAGAAUAAUUGUUGUUGUUAAUGCUAAGUUCCCUGGCUCGUUCAAGGGAAAGCGAGGAUUUCCAUUGGUUUUUUAAGGAGGUAUAAUGCGCGCAAGUUCCUACAGUAUAGUUAAUUGUAAACGUUUUUUGAUCGUCGUAGUACGCUCAAUACUGGUUUUUCAACUUGGAACAUGAAAAACGAAAGUCCUUAUGUAGUUAACGCAAUAAAAACGUACAAGCUGUGAAUACGACAUCCUCGUUAUCGCCUUAUGUUCAAUGAAAGAAUCAAACCGUUAGUUUCAAAUAUGAAUGUUACUUUUAUUACAGUGUCGAAGGCAAUUCUUGUGAAAUUAUUAAUCACCCUAGUUGUGCGCGAUAAUCGAUACAUGCGACUUACUAAAACGAAAGUCCAAGUAUUAGGUGGUAACAAACGAAUAUCUACGAAAAGUCUCGCGCUCCCGUUGGUAAAGUGCAUAAUUUUUUUUUUUACGACGUAAUAUAUAAUAACGUAUCACGUCGUUAUAUUGCUCAAUAAGAUGUUUGUAUGCGCACGCACGGCUACUGUGGCGCGGUGACCGUCGCCGAGUUUCUCGAGCGUUCAUUGUGUUUUUUCGAUUUCGAGAAAACUAUGCAUGGGCGAUCGCGAUUCGAAAAAAAAAGAACAUGAAAACACAGCUCGUCGGUAUACGUUAUAAAUAAGGGUGAUGUUAAAAAAAAUACGAGUCAACGUCUUAUAUGUAAAUCUUGGUAUAUAUUGUAUACUUUACGUAGUUACGAAUAAUCUACGUGAACAAUUUAAGUGUGAAUGAUUAUAUUAAG